AUGCUGUUGGGAAUGAGUGCUUGCGGCAGGGGGGGGGAAAAAAGCAGCGUGUUCGCCGUCUGCGGCCUCGGCCUCCUGGGCAUCUCCGUCAGCACCGACUACUGGCUCUACCUGGAGGAGGGCAUCGUCCAGCCCCAAAACCAGACGGUGGAGAUCAAACUGUCGCUGCAUUCGGGGCUCUGGAGGGUCUGCUUUCUGGCAGGGGAAGAGCGUGGCCGGUGCUUCACUAUUGAAUACGUCAUGCCCAUGAACGUCCAGCUGACGUCCGAAUCCACAGUCAAUGUCCUGAAGAUGAUCCGCUCUGCCACCCCCUUCCCUCUGGUCAGCCUCUUCUUCAUGUUCAUCGGCUUCAUCCUGAGCAACAUCGGCCACAUUCGGCCUCACCGGACCAUCCUGGCCUUCGUCUCAGGGAUCUUCUUCAUCCUGUCUGGUCUGUCGCUGGUGGUGGGGCUGGUCCUCUACAUAUCCAGCAUUAAUGAUGAGAUGCUGAACAGGACCAAGGACUCAGAAACGUUCUUCAAUUACAAAUACGGAUGGUCGUUUGCCUUUUCUGCCAUCUCGUUCCUUCUCACAGAGAGCGCCGGGGUGAUGUCCGUUUACCUGUUCAUGAAGCGAUACACGGCUGAGGACAUCUACAGACCUCAUCCCGGCUUCUACCGUCCCCGUCUGAGCAACUGCUCCGACUACUCGGGGCAGUUCUUGCACCCAGACGCGUGGGCGCGGGGACGCAGCCCUUCAGAUAUCUCCAGCGAGGCGUCCCUGCAGAUGAACAGUAACUACCCAGCUCUGCUCAAGUGCCCCGACUACGACCAGAUGUCCUCGUCCCCGUGCUGAGCCCUGCCACCCCUGCGCCCGC
This is a messenger RNA of Opisthocomus hoazin, 856 nucleotides long. NCBI's taxonomy places the organism in Eukaryota, Metazoa, Chordata, Aves, Opisthocomiformes, Opisthocomidae. The record is from RefSeq and is a predicted model, not a curated record.